Zerene cesonia (dogface butterfly) is the source of this 1433-nucleotide messenger RNA. Its product is annotated as metallophosphoesterase 1 homolog. NCBI's taxonomy places the organism in Eukaryota, Metazoa, Arthropoda, Insecta, Lepidoptera, Pieridae. Gene Ontology annotation, biological process: GPI anchor biosynthetic process. The coding region runs from base 96 to 1262 and encodes 388 amino acids. The transcript is spliced from 8 exons. The record is from RefSeq and is a predicted model, not a curated record. Gene Ontology annotation, molecular function: hydrolase activity.
AUAAAUUUUCAAAAAUUUGAACAUAUUUUUAUAUUUAUUUAUUUCCUUUUAUCAACCAAAUAAUACACGAAACAAUUAUAGUAACGUAUUUUAAUAUGGGUCAUAUAUAUUUAAGUAGGCGUCUUUGUAUUCUGAAAAGAAAAAUAUUUCCGCGAAUUAUCUUAGGUUUAUUUUUCAUCUAUAUUUAUUGUGAAUAUCUCAUUUAUUAUAUUUCACAAAUACAGUGUGUUUGGCCGAAACUCGAAAAAAACCAUGCUAAAGAUGUGGAACCCGUGUAUGCCCUCGUCCUUGCAGAUAUUCAUAUGUUAGGUUCUCGAAAUGGUCAUUGGUUGGAUAAGUGGAGAAGAGAGUGGCAAAUGUAUCGGGCAUUUCAAACAGCCAUGACUCUGCACAGACCAGAAUUAGUAUUUGUUUUAGGUGAUUUAUUUGAUGAAGGUAAAUGGUGCUCUCAAAAUGAGUUCAAUGAGUAUGUGGAGAGGUUUCAUAAUUUAUUUGCAACACCUGAGGGUACCACAUUAUAUACAGUUGUUGGAAAUCAUGAUAUUGGUUUUCAUUAUAAGAUAACCCCACACUUAGCAAGUAGAUUUGAGAACCAAUUAAAUGCACCACCUGUGAAUUUAGUAAGCAUUCGAGGAAACCAUUUUGUUUUGAUCAAUUCUAUGGCUAUGGAGGGAGAUGGAUGUUCUCUAUGUUCUCGGGCUAUAGCAGAGAUCAACAGAAUUUCUGAUGUCUUAAAAUGCAGCAGUGGCUCAGCACUUUGUAAAGGAAAGGCUAAAGUACCUAAAUACAGCAGGCCAAUAUUAAUGCAACAUUACCCGCUGUAUAGGGAAUCAGAUAGUAUUUGCACAGAGCCCGAUGCAGCGCCCUUACCGCUCCGGGAUAAUCUAUUCGAGGAGCGUUGGGAUUGUUUAUCGAAGGAAUCGACGGAAUAUUUAAUAGAGAGCUUGUUGCCACGCGUGGCGUUUGGCGCUCACACACACCACAGCUGUUUGGUGCGGCACAGCUUCGUACCACGGCCCGAUCAUAAGAUAGAGCUCGUUGAGUACACCGUGCCGUCGUUCUCGUGGCGGAAUAGAUUGGAUCCGAAGUAUUACUUGCUGACCGUAACCCCGGACGAGGUGAAGCUGGCCAAGUGCGAGUUGCCGCGCGAAUGGACGAUCCAGGUCACGGCCUUGCUACUGCUGCUCGUUCUGGCUGCGUAUAUACGCUGUUAUAGUACUACUCGGAGAAUUUUUUCACAUAUGUCCGAUAAGAAAGUAUGAACAGAAUAAAUACUGGAUUUUUACAAGGUAUAGUUAUGUAUAUUGCUUCCAUUUCUCUCAAAUGUUUAAUGUAUAUAUUAAUUUAUCAUAUCAAAUUUGUUAUUUAUAACUAAUUAUUGUUGAUAAGUCAGGCAAACACAUAUAUAGUAUUUUAUCAUAGUCAUUUAAGUU